AUGGUGAAGGUGACGUUCAAUUCGGCUCUGGCCCAGAAGGAGGCCAAGAAGGACGAGGCCAAGAGCGGCGAGGAGGCGCUCAUCAUCCCUCCGGACGCCGUUGCCGUGGACUGCAAGGACCCAGAUGAAGUGGUUCCAGUUGGCCAAAGAAGAGCUUGGUGUUGGUGCAUGUGCUUUGGACUGGCGUUUAUGCUCGCGGGUGUCAUUCUAGGGGGAGCAUACCUGUACAAAUAUUUUGCACUUCAACCAGAUGACGUCUACUACUGUGGAAUAAAGUACAUCAAAGAUGAUGUCAUCUUAAAUGAGCCUUCUGCAGAUGCCCCAGCCGCUCGCUACCAGACCAUUGAGGAAAAUAUCAAGAUCUUUGAGGAAGAUGAGGUUGAAUUCAUCAGCGUGCCUGUCCCAGAGUUUGCAGAUAGUGACCCUGCCAAUAUUGUUCAUGACUUUAACAAGAAACUCACCGCCUAUUUGGAUCUUAACCUGGAUAAGUGCUAUGUGAUUCCUCUGAACACUUCCAUUGUCAUGCCACCCAAAAACCUAUUGGAGUUACUUAUUAACAUAAAGGCUGGGACCUACUUGCCUCAGUCAUAUCUGAUUCAUGAACACAUGGUCAUCACUGAUCGCAUUGAAAACAUUGACCACCUGGGUUUCUAUAUUUAUCGACUGUGCCAUGACAAGGAAACGUACAAACUGCAACGCAGAGAAACCAUUAAAGGUAUUCAGAAACGUGAAGCCAGCAUCUGUGCUACGAUUCGGCAUUUUGAGAACAGAUUCGCCGUGGAAACUUUAAUUUGCUCUUGA
This is a messenger RNA of Rangifer tarandus platyrhynchus (Svalbard reindeer), 801 nucleotides long. The record is from the annotation of a GenBank genome assembly. NCBI's taxonomy places the organism in Eukaryota, Metazoa, Chordata, Mammalia, Artiodactyla, Cervidae.